Messenger RNA from Exophiala oligosperma, 1110 nucleotides. RefSeq lists its product as uncharacterized. The coding region runs from base 1 to 1110 and encodes 369 amino acids. The transcript has a single exon. Gene Ontology annotation, molecular function: phosphatidate phosphatase activity. Gene Ontology annotation, biological process: phospholipid metabolic process. Lineage: Eukaryota; Fungi; Ascomycota; Eurotiomycetes; Chaetothyriales; Herpotrichiellaceae. The record is from RefSeq and is a predicted model, not a curated record.
AUGGCGGCCAUGGGUGCCAUUGGUCUGGGAGUCUACGAAGCGAAGCCUGCUCCAAGCCGAUCCUUCCCAGUCACAUUCACUGACGGAGAGAUUGUCUACCCUCAAUUCGCCUACCCUCUGCGCCAUGAAAUCGUGCCCAUCUGGCUCGCGGCCCUCCUGGCCUCUCUGAUCCCGAUUUUCAUCAUCCUCUGCAUGCAGGCCCGCAUUCGGUCCUUCUGGGACUGCAACAACGCCAUCAUCGGUCUUCUCUACUCCCUCAUCGGUGCCGCAGUCUUCCAAGUCUUUGUCAAAUGGCUGAUUGGCGGUCUCCGACCUCACUUCCUCUCCGUCUGCGACCCGGACCCGGCCAAGAUCGCCGCCCAAGGCGGUCAAGGCUUCCGGGGAAUCAUGUUCCAGCGCGACGUUUGCCGAGGCGACAUCGACCAGAUUGACGACUCGCUUGAAUCCAUGCCUUCUGGCCACAGCACCGCUGCGUGGGCGGGGUUCCUGUACCUCUUCUUCUACUUGAACGCGAAGAUGAAGGUGUUCAGCAACCACCACCCGGCCUUUUGGAAAUUGAUCGCCCUCUACGCCCCUGUGCUCGGCGCGACCUUGAUCACCGGUGCACUGACCAUUGACGAAUUCCACAACUGGUAUGACUGCGUCGCCGGGGCCGUCAUUGGGUCGACCUUUGCCAUCUCUUCGUACCGCAUGGUCUACGCCUCCGUCUGGGAUUUCAGGUUCAACCAUAUCCCCUUGACCCGCCACACCCCCUUUACCUACGGUGCGGGAGCCGCCGGGGCCGGAGGUUUCGAAUCUGCGGUCUUCACUCGGAGGGCAGGAUGGGGGUACGAGGAGGCACUCGGCGGUGCUCCCUUCGACGCCGCGCACAGCCUCCGGGGAACUGCCACGGGCUUCAACGCCGGGGCUCACGGCUUGGGGCAUCAUCGACCUGGAGAUGUCGAAAACAACGCUGGGCUGGAUGACGGGUACAAAAACGGGCGAAUGAACGACCUCACCAAUGGCACCUCUUCCAAUGGCCUGGCGAACCCUACUCCCGCGGCCGCGCCCGACGGACGUUACCACCACCAUCGGAAGAGUAUGGAACGUAAGGCGGUUCCCACCGCGUAA